AUGGAUAUUUGCCUUCUCUGUUUGGAGCUUAACCUGGAAUCGCAGUAUAUACCAGUGGCGUCCAGACAAUGGCACGAUGAGAAAAUUGGAGAAAUAAUUGAAAAACAUUUUUGGCCAUUUUUGAGUAAAAAACAGAUUGCUUCACAUACAUGGCUUUGUAUAAAUUGCUGGAACACACUAAAGGAAUUCCAUGAGUUUUAUUUAAACAUCGAAAAUAGCCACAAAUCUUUUAUUCCCCCAGUAAAGCUAGAACCACAAGAAAGUGAAAUUAAUAUUGAAAUUGACACAGACAAGGUAGAUAAAUUGGAAAUUGAUUCUAAUGAUAAUAAUGACACUUCUAAAGAAAUCUUAACCGAAUCCAUCAGCCAGGAUCUGGACAACUUACCAUGUUUGGUAAUUAUGAAAUGUGAAAUUAAUAAUGAAGAACAGAUAAUGGAAAAUAAUGAGGACGAUAAAUUGGAAAAACUAUCCAAGACUAGUAGAAGUAAGGAUCCCUUACCUAGAACGUUGAAUAAAAAAUAUGAAAGAAAAUCCAGGAGUUCUAUAAGGCAAGACAAAAACAAGAAUAUCCUUGAGAAAAAAGAAGAGGUACAACGAAAAACCAAGAGAUCGCCUAGACAAGACAAAAACAAGAUUAACAUUGUGAAAAAUGAAGGGGUUCAGAAUACAGAAAAAUUAAAUUUCACCAGCAGCGAAUCACAAGAAUGUGAAUUUAAUAUUGAAGUUGUUACAAACAUGAUUGAUAAAUUGGAAACUAAUGAUAAUAAUGACACUUGCAAAGAAAUCUUGUGCGAAUCAAUCAGUGAGGAUCCAGCAAAAAUACCUUGUUUGGUCAUCAAUCAAGAACAUAAAAUGGAAAAUAAUAAGGACGAUGAAUUGGAAAACAAACCCAGAACUCGCAGUUGUAAAGAUCCCUUACAAACAACGUUGAAUAGAAAAAAUAAACCAAAGCAACAAAAAACCAAGAGAACGGCAAAGCCAGGAAAAAUCAAGAAUAACCUUGAGAAAGAUGAAGAGAUACAAAAUUCAAAAGAACCGAACUUUGCCAAUAGCUAUAAUGAAAAUGUUGAUGAAGUCCAAAGUACAGAAGAGGCAAAUAAUUGCGAUGGUGAAAAAGCUAACAGCGAUGAGGAAACUAAUCCAAAUGACAAUGUUAACGAUUUGGAUGUUGGUGUAGAUUCAUAUUUAAACAAUUCCGACAAUGAAAUGGAUGAAUGUGCAAAUAAUGCCAAUACUCGUGAAUCAACAUUUAUUUAUCCCCCUAAAACCAAACCAGAAGAAGCUGAUGCAUUUCUAACAGAAAAUAUAAAUAUCACAUGCGAUAUUUGUCAAUUGGCCGUGAAAACAUUUUAUGAGUUAUGUAAACAUUUUGUUCAGGAGCAUCAACAACCAGCUGGUAAAGAUGCAAUGGAAAGUCAUCAACAGAAACAUAAAGGUACGGAACGGCCAACUGUAGCCUGUAAUAUUUGUGGCUUGAAAAUGAUAGAUCCAAGUUAUCUGAAGCGGCACAUUGCAACGCAACAUCCGGAGGAUGGUAAAAAGGAAUUUAAAUGCCAUUUGUGUCCGAAAGUAUCGCCAACAUUAAAAUCUCUCAAAAGGCACAUUGUGUUCAAACAUGAGACCGGUUAUGAUUUCAUGUGUUCAAUAUGUGAUAAGGCUUUUAAGAAAUCAUAUACUUUGAAGGAACAUAUGGCUGCUCACUCUGGCACCGCUUUAUACACAUGUGCACAUUGUCCAAAAACGUUCAAUUCUAACUCCAAUAUGCAUCAUCAUGGCAAAAAAAACCAUCCCAAAGAAUGGGAAGAAACUUGUCGCGCCAGAUAUUCUGGCAAUUUGCCACCUAAUUACAAAGGACCUGAAAAAACAACCGAAGAAAUUGAGAAUCAAACAAUGUCUUUUCAAUUUGAUGUUUUUAUAUAG
Molecule: messenger RNA, 1920 nt
Organism: Musca vetustissima
Lineage: Eukaryota; Metazoa; Arthropoda; Insecta; Diptera; Muscidae
Product: transcription factor grauzone-like
Exons: 4
Coding region: 1-1920 (639 amino acids)
Biological process (GO): regulation of DNA-templated transcription
Cellular component (GO): nucleus
Molecular function (GO): DNA-binding transcription factor activity, RNA polymerase II-specific; zinc ion binding; RNA polymerase II cis-regulatory region sequence-specific DNA binding
Source: RefSeq, a predicted model, not a curated record